Pestalotiopsis fici W106-1 is the source of this 543-nucleotide messenger RNA. RefSeq lists its product as uncharacterized. Bases 1 to 543 code for a protein of 180 amino acids. NCBI's taxonomy places the organism in Eukaryota, Fungi, Ascomycota, Sordariomycetes, Amphisphaeriales, Sporocadaceae. The transcript has 2 exons. The record is from RefSeq and is a predicted model, not a curated record.
AUGCAACUCCUGCUCUAUUCUGGGAUUUUCAUUGCCCAGGCGUGCUUGGCCUCUGCCAUAAGCAUUCCUGGAAAGGUGUCUGACGUUUUGAUAAAAAGAAAAGCCGAGACCAAUGCCACUCUCUACGCUUAUGGUGCUAACUCCUCGGCUUGGCCAAUUGCUGCGGGGCGUACAGAUGAUCCUUCAACGACCGAAUUUGACGUCGACGAGCUUCUCUGGGACCUGCCUUCGAUGACGGGUGAAAACUGGAUUGCAAAUGCGACUUACCUCAACGGCACAUCGGCUGGCUCCUUGUAUAUUCGCCCCGGAGACGAUUAUGCUCUAGGUGUCUUGCCAAUGACCAGAGUGGCUUACAUUAAUGGAACGGUGUCGGGCUUUGCCUUGUUCGCUACCCAGCUUGUGUAUAAUAACAACUCAUAUCUUGAGUCACAGUUUUGGGCCACAUCAACAAAUGACAGCAGCGCUUACAAGCUUGUUUGGAACGCCGAGGAUGAGUUCACGGAUGGAAGUUUCCCAGUUGUUGUCAAAGGUGUGGAGAACUGA